Messenger RNA from Porites evermanni, 31847 nucleotides. NCBI's taxonomy places the organism in Eukaryota, Metazoa, Cnidaria, Anthozoa, Scleractinia, Poritidae. The record is from the annotation of a GenBank genome assembly.
UCCUUCAAGUUUUUGUUCUUUCUCUGGAUUUUUAACUCCGUCAGUGGAAAGUCAAACAAAGCGACUGUCACCAGAGCCAGAUGCUAUGCAAACUGCUUGACGAAGGUGAGCCAUCUUUCAAUAGAGAGGUUAAGCACCACGUUUACGUCAAACGGGAAACGCGAAUUUGUACGUGCACUUGGCCAAGUUACCCCUUAACUUGUCGUUUACUGUUCAUUAUUUCUACACAUAAAUUAGUAGUUUCACACAAUUUUUUUAUCCAUAAGUUUUUGAGCUGUUUUUAUGUGCUCUUUUUCUAUUUUGACAGCUGGUUCUCAACUUGAAUCUGCGACUUGCUGUUUGCCGUAGACGUGAAGCUUAAUAUAUACGUUCUCGGCAAGCAGUCGUUUUAAGACGAUCUCAGCCAUAUGUUAUCGUUGAAGUAAUAGUGUCCCUAUGGUCAGUUUCUUGUAGGUUUAAACAAGUCUACCGCGUUUAAGAUGAUCUCAUGAUUAUCAUUUUUACUUCAAUGGUUGAUUUUGAAAGAAAUAAUCACCAUCACUUUAAUAAGAUGAACAAAUUAUCUGAUUGACCGCGCAAUAUCAAACAAUUUCAGCCGAUUUCGAUUUGGACAUGAACAGUAUAUUCCAACUUAAUAUUACUGCCUAUCAGUACAAAACAGUCUUGUCCCUUUCUUUAGCGACCUCCGUGUAACGAAAAGUUUGAUGUAAAUGAGAAUAUGGUUGAUUUAUUGCAUGGUUGAAUAGAACAGUUAAUGGAAUAUAGCAAAUCACGCUGAUGUUAAUGACGGGUCUUAUUUGAAGAAACAUGCACGAAGACAAUGCAGAAUACUAAAUUACAUCUUCCCGGAACAAAGAAAACUCUCAUUUAACGGGGUAAGACUAAUCUGCGCGACUGCAGACGGUGGAACCGGCAGAACCUAAAGAAAUGAUCGUUUUAUUACAACUGCCUUUGGUCGACAUGAUAAAAUAAUUAGUUACAAUUUAAUUAUAAAUGUUGAUCGAGAGCUCUGGCACUGGUUAACGGCUAGUUACUAUGUUGGAACCCCAACGAGCGGAGUAGAUUUAAAAGGUGUUUCGAUACAGUUUCUCGGAGGCCAUACCGAUAUUUUUCAAUCCCCUUAAAAGUGAUUUAAUCCUUGUCCGAUGGCUAUGAAAUUUUCACCAUUGAUUGAUUAUGAAUUGAAGUUUAUCAAAAUGCAUUUUUAAGUAAAAUCGAUAUCACUAUGACAACAAUAAACAAAAAAAACUUUAAAAUCGAUUAAAGCCUAAUUUUGCGCGAUCUAGACCUGCAAGACUUUAUAAGUAAGUUUGAUAAGCAUACCGUUAUAACGCAUUCCUACUUUCAAAAUUUGUUUUAGAAUCCAGCUAGCAAUGAAACUGGAAUUCCCUGUCAAACAUCUGACUGUAAAGAAGUAAGUACCAUUAUUUUCAAUCAGUAAAGUUUAGAAUAGUAACACUGACAACUCAGAGCAAAAUACCUAUAAAAGGGGAAUCCAUAAAGAGUGCUUCGUAAAUGAAAAGCCAUCUAUUUGUCAAUAUCCACUUUGAUUUCUAUCCUUGAUAUUUGAACUCUUUUAGUGCUUAGGUCCAUGUGGAUCGUCUGAUUUGGAUGAGGCAGCGUGUAAACAAACAUGCGUAAGUAUCACCUUUUGAAAUUCCGGGCGUUCGUGUGCACCUUCACGCCGGGUCAGCUGCAUGUCGCGGCUUUCGGGUCACUUAAUCAGCUUAAUUGAAGCCAAUUUACUACUUUUACAGUUUUUAUCUGUUGAGCCUAAAGUUUUCAGGGUGGUAGAACUUCGUAUUAUAAACAAUCGUAUGUUUUUUUGUUUCUCGAUUUGAACGUUUUUUGGCGGCAAAAUUACGUCACAUUAUUGACAGCACAAUUUAAACUUCAACUAGUGACGUAACAGAUAGAUAAUUUUUAAAGAGCACGACGGGAUAGAAAUAAAAGCAUAAUUGCUUUAGGAGAUCAUCUUACUGAUAGUAACAUUUUGAAAUGUGCUUGGGUUUCUAAAAAUAGUAACAAAAUAACGGGAAAUUCAAAAAUCAAAACUUUUAUAACUGCUUAAUCAAUUUCGUUACAUCCUUAGUUGAAGUUUCAGUUUUGCUGUCAAUCAUGUGACGUCUUUCCCGCCAAAACCCGUUACAAUCGAAAAACAAAAAAACAUGCGAUUGUUUUGAAUAGAAAGUUCUACCAUCCAAAAAAAUUUUGGGCACAAAGGGAUAAAAACUCUAAAAGUAGUUCCUUGGCUUCAAUUAAGUCACCCAAAAGUAGCGACAACUGACCCGGCUUGCUUUGCUACGUUAAUCUACUGUAAAUGUUCGGAAUUGGUCAUUUUGCAGAAAUUUAAGUUGGCCGUUUUCCAAUUGUAUUUGUUUUAUAUUUCAGAGAGCUUCAAGCAGCUGUCUUGAGAGUUGUGAGUUUUUGACUAAGGUUAAAAACUUUUCUUCAAUAAUAAAUGGAGAUGGUUCCUCGACACCAGCCCCAGGAAUACCUUUAGUAACAAACAGGAGUUUGACCUCCAUCAGCUUAAAGUGGGAGGCUGUGGAAAACACGACUGGUAGCCCAGUGUACAUGAUUGAGAUGGCGUUUUCUGAGGGCGGACAAGCAUUUGUUCCAGCCUACUUGUCAGAGGUAGUUUGAAUAAAAUCUAUCAUUUUUGGAGCGUUUACUUUUAUUCAUAGAUGUUUCCUAGUUUAAUUUAUUCUUUUAAUUCUUUGUUAGAAGUCUUGCUUAUAUUUAUGGCGUUUCCUAGGUGUUUGUUAUACCAGAGGCAACAAUAUCACUCCCGAGUCUUUGCGCUUACAUCGACACGGCCCCAUUUCGUUCAGACUACAGAGCAAUAUUAUACAAGUUUAGAGUGGCUGUCCUUACCGAGAACUCAUCUUUAAGCGUUGGGCAACAAACGGUGCAAACGAGUAAGUAACAUUGAAAACUGAUAAGUAUCUUAUCGCAUUACUCAAAUGUAUCUUGAUUCAUCUGCAUGGUGCAUUUGCCAUUGAAAGCCAGGCUUGUUGACCUAUUCAUCGAAUCACAAAUAAACAUUUGGACAGUUACGGCUCUAAUCUUUAAGGCUUCUUUUAUUGAAAUACACCACACAAGAAUUGAGAGUGAGGAGGAUUUUGAGGAUCUAAAUUUUCGGGAUCUUAAAAAGAGAAAAGAAGAUGCAAUGCUGAAAAAAAGGGAAUUUAAAACUUUAUUAGCUCUCAGUUCUUCUUCUUGGGAUAUUGUUAUUUCACUAAAUCUAGGGAAUGUGAACCUUUCUUCGUGAACUGUUUAGCCUUUCAUCUUUUCUUACACGACUCCAUAAGCAUUGUACUUUAAGUUUUAUCUUUUUAAAUUAAAGGAUAUGGCGAUGAUGAUGAUCUGUCUUUUGGUUAGCAUCCUCGUUGCUUGUCUUUUUUUUUACAUGGGCUUGUCCCCUUACUGGUCUCAGUCUCAAUGAACCAUUUUGCUUGACGAGCUCCUUCGCGAGUGCCCCCCUCCCCCCGCCCAUAAAAAAAUCAGAAUGGAAAAGUUAUUUAUUUAAUGCAUAGCCCUCUUCCUCCUUUUUGGUCGUUCAAAAACGAUAGCCAAUAUAAAAACCGAGUGUGCGAUGUUUCUAAAGAAUAACUGCCAAUGGUUUGAAGAGUGCCAUUUGUGCCACAGUGACGUUGUUGUGAAUCUUCUAGCAUAUUGGAGAAUAAUCAUUUAACAUUUAAAAAAAUAAGAUUCUAAAGCAGCUAUAUAAAAACUAGGCGCGUACGGCAACUAUCUCUUAGUCGACCGUCGCUCUUUCUAGAUCUAUUUCCUUUCCUUUGUAGUUUUGCAUGUCAGGCUUGUCAGAUCCCAAAAAUAACGUUUUGCCAUCCGUAUGGUGGUACUGUUGUAAAUUUCAGUAGCGGCAAGGGUUAGGUGUUUUUAGUGGUUCAAUACACAGGCUGUAUCCUGUUAGGUGACUUACUCACACAAUGGAUGAGCGACUGCUGGACUACACUGGUGCAAACUCAGAUUUUUCAUAUUUUCUGUUGUAUUACAGGUCUUAUCAAGCCGGCGCCUGUCACAAACGUGACUUUAAACAGUCUAGUGUAUGAUCCUGUCGCUGACAAUUCCCCUCUUGAUGAAAUUAAGUUGACUGUAUCCUGGAUUCCCCCAAGCGGUGGGUGAUAAAAAAAUCACAUGAUUGUGUGCUGUUAGAAAAUCGGGGGAACUUCCUACAAUAGCUUAUACGGGGAGAUAACUGCCCGAAAGGUGACAUACCGUUUUCAGCUUUCAGGUAGUGGACAGCGAAUUAACUAGCUGAAGUAUAUCAAAAAGAAAGGAAAAUCCGAAAAGACGCGCCUAGAAGCCCACCAUGGGCUUUUGGUCCAUUAAACGGUACACGAAAAUGAGAAGACUUCCCGUUGUAGGGUUUUUAUUCUUAUUAAGUAGGAAUGGCAAAAAGGAAACAUUUUUCAAUAGAAAGUGUUAAAAAGGCGUACCCUUUCUGUCAAACAUUAUAUAUAUCGGAGCCUCCCCGUAUAUAGCCUCCCACGCAGGCGUUCUUAGGGGUUCGUUAAGCGUUCCUGCCACACAAUUAGUCUUAUGACUAUAUAGUACGAAACAUUAUAUCCAAUAAUAAAAUCAUUUCUUAAAAAUAAUGUUUUACAGAUUAUAAGCAUCUCAUUACAAAAUAUGCCGUGAUGUGGGAACUGGAUCCUCGCAAAUGUAACAGCGAACCCUUCAUAAGAGAAAAUUGGGAAACUUCUGGGGUAAGUAAUUACCAUGACCUUACUAAUUUUAAGUUAAAACAAUUUGAUUCUUAAACUUCUCUCUUUCUAAUUUUUUGUAUUUGACAAGGGUGUUGAAAAAUGUGAAGAUUGAAGGAUCAUACAAAACGUUGACGUUUCUACAUUUCCAAAAAUGAAAUAAAUUGACUGUAAAAAGUCCUUCCCCCGCACUUGACUGUAUUUCUUCCCACAGUGCCUCCUUUACCUCCUAAAAUGACUUCGAUUCAAGUCAGAAAGAAAAAUGAAAUAUUGAAUAUUGAAAGUUAACUGCCCUAAGAUCCACACUGUUACCACAGAGUCAAACGUAGUGCAGUACAGUAAUGAGAUAUGCUCAGAGGAGUGGCAUAUUUACCCUAAAAAUCUAAGAAAAAUAUUUCAUUUCACUUUGAUUGCAGCCCGAGAACAAAUUUUCAGAACAUGUGUACUCGAAAGCGAAAAGAUGUAAUCACCAUCUUCUUGAGGUGAGUAUUAAUUAGACGAUAAUUAUUUAUACACGUGCAGGGGGAAUAUAUGUCUAGUUGUGUACAUUUAUUUACUCAUUGUCUUGUACACCUCAUUCCAUGCUCGUACACUUUAAUAUCAAAUCUGAAUGUAUAUCAACAGGCUAGUUUUUCUUGACUUAAAAAGAACAAAAUUCUAUGUCAGGUUAUCUAGUUUAUCUAGCAGCGGAAAAUACUUUAUUUCCCGUAGCCUUUGGUAUAAUUUUGUACCAGUGAGGCUUAAAAUUUCUUGAUACCGAGUUUCAGCCUGUUGUAACUUAUGCAAUGUAAUAAUAGAGUAAAUAAUACACUUACAUACGCGUUCAACACUGGACGUCUCAGUUAGGAUGAUGCUUUGAGGCACUGGAUUGUCCGCUAACUAUUCACCGGCUAUCAGCGCGGAAGAAUGCUGCACAGUCACUGCACAACAACAACAACAACAACAACAACAACAACAACCUUUAUAUUAACAAAAAGAUAAAGUUUUACAAUAUAGGAUGCCCCGCAAAUAGCUGUUCAGCUAAUCCUGAGGCGGGACAAGAUAAGGCGAUAUUAAACACUUCAAACAAACAGAAAAGAUUGAAAUACAAUUAUAAGUAGAAAUAAUGAAACACCACAGUUACACGGGCGUAGCGUGACAUUUUGAAGGUGUUAAACGCACGGGAAAAAAAGGUAGACCACUGAAAGAACUCUAAACUAUUUAACACUUGGACUAUUUUUGAAAUUUAGGAAAUGCCAUUUCCUUCGUUUUUCGCAGUACAUUUUGAGUGCAUAAAUACGAAGGAAAAUGCAAUAGUUAGUUGUUUAUUUUACACAUCUCAGGUGUUAUCAGAAGGGUAAGUCUGUAGAGUGUCUUCAGGAAAAAAGGGUGUAACAGUGAACAGUAACAGCUCCUUCCCAUGCAUUCUUUCAAAUGAAAUCCAGACGAUGGUCUCACAACUUGCAAAGCGAUCGUCAAAGGUCUUGACAGCGGAUUUGUGUACUGAUCAUGCGCUUACGCACAAAAAAAAAAACAAGAAUUAACGGUUUUGAGAAGGAACAAAAUCAUGGCAGUCGAAGGCGGGACUGUUUCUCGCUAUUUUAUAUUGGUAAUUCGCAAAUUUAUUGAUUUUAUGUUGUUUUCAGAUAUAGUGUGUGUUUUUUUCUUUUAAACAUUAUUGCUCUGCACAGUUUGGAAUUAUACUUUCUUCUACGAUUAACACUAUAGUGUUUUCUCUUUGAAUGUCUGCAAGCGAGGACCCUUCAAGCUACAAGCGCCUAUAAAAGACGUAAAUUUUGGCUCGAAACACACACACCUCUGUGGCUUUUGAUUGGGUGUAUCAUUUUUGUCACACGUGACAAAACAUCGUUCGCCCCUCUGAUUGGCCAGAACUCAUUUGCGAAAAAAAGUUACAACAUAGCUGUACAGUGAGCAUAUCCUAGUAUGUAUAAUAUAUAGAUUUAGCCAGGGCUAAAAGCGAAGCUCUGGUUAGUAAUACGUGUAAACAAAAAAAAUUUAAUCGUGUAAUGCUAAACGGGGACGGCAAUGAAAAUGUCUUCAAGACUAAUAGAUAUAAUUAGCAAAAGAAAAUUGCACGUGCAGCACGCUUUUUUGUCUUUCCCCCUUGCCGUUGUUUUGCACGACUACAACGCUGAUUUGUAUGACUAAAACGUCAAACUUCCUAGUUACACAUUAUUUUUAUGGAGGAAUUGUCGUAUGUGCUUACCCAAUAUUUUGUAUCCUGUGUUCAUGUUCGCUCUUAUUUUUCACUGCCUCUCAUUUUCACCUUGCUGGCCGCUAGCAUUUCUCAUUUUCUCACUGCCGUUUUGAAUUUCCAUGUUUUUCUUUCUACGAAAUUCGUCUCCUUUAUUUUCAAUAACUCGCUCUAGCUCUUCUUCUGUUAUCCACGUUAGUGUAAACAUAAAAAGAUAACGCCGAAAAAGACACGACUUUGUUGUUGUUUUUUCUUUCUAGAAGUCCGGGCGGCCAUGUGAUUUCCUUCCAAAUAAAACCUUGAGUUGCAUUUGGGUUGCCAUACCUGUUGAUUGAGUUAUUUUACAUUGGUAUACCUGUGAUGCGGACGGACGGUGGGGCGGUCGGUCGGUGUACGGUCACGUGAUUACCAAAUUUUCUCGGAUGAGUAGAUUACCACAUUUCCUUAGCUAUGGGGCUCCUCCCACGCGCGGCGCUUCGCGCCGCGCAUGGAGCUCCGCUAUUACAAAUUUUGUAAUGUUCAUUUUAUAUUACUUACCGCUGAACUCUGCAUACUCCUAGCCAUAAAAAAUAACGGAGACAUUUUCGCCUUACCAUCUUGGUGUCCAUGUGAGAAUAUCGUUUCUUUAGAUAUCGUUACUCAUGGGAGCCAUCUAAGUGAUAACAUUGGAGAGAUUCUUCAAAGACUAUACUUUUUUAGGUCUAUUUUUUUUGUAAAAGGUACAGGUACCAGUUUUCCCUUUCAAGGGCGCCUGAUUUGAAACAGUAGUUAAUGUAUUAAAGGCGUGACGUGAAAAAAUCAUACUCACAUCAUAAAUGUAAUCUACAUUUGCUUUCCAGGUUCGUGCCAUGAUUGGCUGUAGUGCGAGUGAUGAGGCAACUUUAAUAUACACCUAUCCAGGUAAAUUGUUAGGGCGUUGGUGAUGUUCAUUUUCACAAAAAGCAAAUACAAUUGCGGCAUACAAUUCUUAAGCAUUUAUACGUGCUUUUAAGUAAGGGUAACGCUAAUAUUUGGAAAACCCUAACUGAAUAACUACCGUUUACAAAACUAAAAUUGGAAUCGUGUGACUUUAUAUAAACUCAAUACCAAUGUCAUUAAAUGCUUUAUUGAUCAAAGUAUACUCCCAUUCCUACCCAGCGAUGAACCUGUAGCUGAUAAAAUCGUAGGAGGGUGGGUAUAAAUCUUCGUAGACUAAAGUUUUAUUUAUUGUUCUUUUUUUUAGGUUGUCAAAAUAUAACAAAUUUUCCUAAAAGUGAAUGCUACAAAUGUAAGUUUUAAAAUAGUUUACCUUUUCUUUUAUCUAGUAAUCGCUCGUAGGAAUUCAGUUUUGCCAUGGAUGUCGUGGAUUACGAUAUUUAUAGUUGACCUAACUGAAAUGACAUGAUUUGUUAAAAGCUUGUUUGUGGCGUCAAGAAAACUAAUGACUCCCGUUUAAGCAGUAAGGAUAUUCUUUCUGAAGGGUCGUUAAACCGUUAUUAAGUCCAAAACUGGUUGUCAAGUUAGAUUGUCCAACGUAGGAAAAUAUAGGGGAGCCGAAGUUUUGAGCGUUACCCUUACGUCAUACUCUGACAAAGUCUUUGCUCUCGAAAAGUCAGCUUCCAGUAUAUAAUCCCCAAGGUGUUCAGCUUUUAUGACUAAAUCUUUGUACUUCACUCCCCUGAACUGACGACUGACACCGCGUUUCUUUAGAAACUAACCACUUCAUUCAGCACAUCCUCGGAGACCCAGGGGCAGUCAGUCGGGCCGGGAGAAAAGUUGCGACGAAAGUUUUCAAGCAUGGGUGGAAGAGCCCCUGGGUACCGACUCUCUCCAGACCAUUUCCAAAAGGUCAAGCGAAUGCUGGCUCCUGAGUGGGCACAAAAAAUGCUUUGUAUUAUUGUGCCCAAUCGGCGAACAGUUUCUCCGGAGUUCUUUUCGUGAGUUCGUACACGACGGCUAUUAUAUCGCCAAAGUUGCCUGGUUCGUUCACCAAGCUUUCCUAACCAGAAACAAAGGAACUACUGAUGAGUCGAAGAACGUUUCGGAUGCUACCAGCGGGAGCAAUUUAAUUUGCACUGAGAAAGUUCUGUUUCUGACGGAUCACAAUGUGAAAGGUUUGAACCCAAGAGUCAUUUCAAAAGUAGGUUGAGUUUGAUCGUCCGGGUGAACGUAGUCCUCAUGAAUAGGACUGUUGUUGUUGACAGUGACUGACGUUUCGACAACCUGUGCGGUAGUCAUCUUCAGAGUCAAAGUGAGUUGUACCACGUCAGUUGAUGGUAUUAUAGCAAUCAGACCAAUCAGACCAGAGUACGCUUUUGUAGACCCCGAGCUUCUUUCGAUUUUGUAAAAAAAAACGCAUUUUUGGACAAGGCCUGAUCAGCCUGAUACUACAAGAUUAUCAACAUAACAGUAACAUGACAAGAUUAAUGUUUUACUAUUUAAUCAUCAUUAUCAAAUGUUUGCUAUGAAAGCGAAACCUUUUUUUCUGAUCAUUAUGCGAUAUGUUUAGUUGAUCCACCAGAGGCGCCAAUGGAAGACAGGGUAGUACACAAUAUCAGACUCUCUUUUACAGCCCAAGACGAUUAUAGAUUCCAAGUGAAUAUCGCCUGGGAUCCACCGGUAUACCCUUACAAGAACGUGACUCUUUACUCUGUUUGGAAUUGGAAAGGAGACAACAAAUUUAUAAGCUUCCACAACACGGUAAGCGUUGACAAAUUUAUCACAGCAAACGUUGCUGAUUUAAUUUUGUCUACCCAGAAACACCAAACACACUCUUCGCAUGACCUAAACUCCGCAAAGAUAAGUUCGAAAAGGACGUGUUUGUGGGUCCUUUGGUAAUAGUUUCUACCUGAUUUUGAGCAGCGAUUCAUAGAGUUAGAGAACUCCCCUCAUUUGCAACCAUACAUGUAAUUUAGUAACUGUUGCGUUUAUAAUAACGAUGUUCAUCUUCCAAUUUCACUGAAGUCACUUUAAUUAUCAAGAAUUUAGAGAUUAUCCUGAAAAAGACCUGUAUAUAUACGGCUGCAGAAGUACAAAAUGGUUAGCCGGAUUCACAAACGAAAAAACAUUAUGGUUGUAAUUCACAGGUUCUCUGGUCAUUAUUUGUGUCAUAGAGUUUAAAAUUAUAUUUGAUUGAUUGUCUUUUACUGUUUGCAAUUAUACUGAUAGCUGAAUCAUUAUUCUAAGGCUGUUCAGCUGUCAUCGAAAAGAAAUCUCUUUCAAACUAAUUUUUCAAUUUUUAACCGUUUGAGCUGAUACUUUGCACGAUAAUAGGACUUUGUAUUCCCAACAAUCGUACGUUUUUGGAUUUUUGAAAUUAACGGUUUUUGGCGAAAAUGACUUCAUAUUGGAAAUAUGAGGUUCUAUUAUCGUGCAAAGUCUCAGCCCAAACGGAUAAAAAUUGAAAUACUAGUCUGAAAGAGAUCUCUUUUUGCUGACAGCUGACCCGGGAGUGUUCAUUCAAAAUAUUUCUACGUUUCUCAUGGGCUAUUGACUCAGAGCCCAUUCGGGCUGGGGGAAUAAUUGUUAAAUAACCAGCUAGUUGACCAAAUAAGGAAGAAGUUUUCGACAUGUGGAAAAUCGUAAGGCUAAUAGAACAGCAUAAAUGCCAGAAAAUUGGACAGCUAACCGGGAAGCCCUGGAGACGAGGUUGAGUUGUUUUGCGAAGAAGAAAUAUGUGAACUCGACAGACUACAUCCUGCUAUUUGGAGAAUAUUUGCAGAGCUGAACAUCCCUUUAUCUCCUGAACUUGCCGAGAAACGAGCAGUUGAAGACGAGAACUUAACAUCGAUGGAGACAUGUACGGAGGUAAGCACGUUUUAUAUUGUUUUUAUACUAGGAAUUAUUUUGAAUAAUGAAUAAAUAAUUAUUAAAUGUGAAUUCGGCUUUCGUAUGAUCUGAAGAAUUAUGGAAAUCUCGGGGGGUGUUAUCCGUCUCGGCCUAACCACCCUCGGCGUAUAACACCCUCCUAGAUCUCCAUAAUUCCUGUUUGUAUUUCUGAUCAUACUCAGCCUCAUCCAAUAAUUGUUGAUAAUUAUUGCAGGUGCCUACAAGCUUGUUAUUAACGAAUCUACUACCUGGAACAGCUUACAAAAUCGACGUAAGAGAUUAACCUUAUACAUGCAGUGUAAUUGUAACUAUCAAGAAGGGAUUAAGCUUAGGAUUUUUAUUAAUGUUCUUUAACACAAUUUUAAAAAUCUUAUAACAGGUCAGACCAAGUUUUACUGACAGUCUUCCAUCUUCGGAAAGGAGAUCUAUCAAUUUUACUACCCCUGGUGAGCUAAUUUUAAUUCAAGCAUUAGGAAACUAUAAAAUGAAUAGUCAGUACAAGAAUAAUAAAUGAACAAACAUGCAAAAAAUUCUUUAAAUCGAACCAUUUAUCCCACGAGCCAUUCAUCAAAUAUAUAUAGCUAAACUCCCUUUUAAGACUCAAUACCUCUUAAGUAUAUCGUCAUCAUCAUCAUCACCACCAUCACCUUGAUCAUUAUCAUUGUCACAUUAUCAAUUCAUAUUCUUAGUAACAAAAUUUAGAUAUAGGGUUAUUUGAAUCUGUUCAAGUACCCCCGGGCCAAUUAACUCUUUUUAGAGUAAAAAAUAAACGGUAAAAAUCCAGAACGAUGUUUUAACCGUGCUUCGGUCAUUAUCAAGUUCAAGUAUGAGAAUAUAAAAAAUAAAUAAAAAUAAAUAUUUAAAAAGAAAGAAACAAUGGAAUAAAAAAUAUGGAAAAAGUAUGUAAAAAAUUUUUAAAAUGGGGUGUUAAAAACAAUAAAAAAUGUAAGAACUAAGAGUCGUUAAAAACGGGACAUUAAAACAAUAAUAACACGCAGAAACUACUUUUGCACAAGUUGAGUCAGACUGUACACUGAGACUUGGUCUCAGCUCAUUAACAAAAAAGCAUUUCAUAAACUAGGCAGUCAAACUUGAUUGUGCACUUCUUUAUUAACACAAAAGUUCUCGCUAAGAUACUAUUUUUUCCAUUUUUUUCCCUCCACACAGCUGUACCUCAAGACGAAGUGACGGUCCAUUUAAAAGGUUAUCAAUUCUACCCUUCGCCAUUACCGGGAAGCUUUGUUGCAAACAUCUCCUGGGAUAAACCAACGUUUAAUUAUAGUUCCCUCGCUGCCUACCAGUUAUACUACAAAGUUGGAAAACAAACACGAUUAGGGAACAUAACCGUAAGUAUUCUAGUAGUGCUUGGUCGUAACGUCACGUUCUACGACAAAUUCAUUAUCUAGGCACAAGCUCCACAAGAGGCCGUAUAGGGGGUAUGAAGUGCAAAUUUUGAGUUCUGAUGUCAAACUUCUAUCGAAUGUUAUUUUUUUCACUUUUUCGCAGAGUCAAACUCACUUCUUAAUCACUGGGGUGAUGCACGGCGAGCAAGUUUCGUAUUGGGUAAGCUCCUUAUGUACCGGUGAAAUUAGCCAUGUAUCAUGACGAUAAUCAUUAUGAAAUUCAUUUCUAUGAAUUUAAGAAAAGGAAACCAAUUGUAAACAUAAUAUGAGAAAAAGCUGCCAGUAACUGAACGGAUUUUCUAUCUUUAUUUAUAGCACACAAAGAUGAAAAAAUUUGCAAAAGCAGGCAGCUAUCAAUAGCCUCUAAAUGGCCAGCGUAUGAUUUGCCAUAAAUGUCUCGUACUCAAGAAAAACGCUCUCUUUUCAGAUCACUCCGAAAUACAAACAUCAUGAGUGGAUUACAGGAACAGAACUACUUGGAAAAUUAAAAGCACCUGGUAUGAAGUAUUGCUGCCUGGGGAAGGGGGGGGGGGGGUCCCUCUAAAGGGCCGCAAAGGGGGACCCCCCCCCAAAAGGGGACCUUUUUUAGGGCUGGGGGGGGAUAAAAGGGGGGGGGGUUAAAUUUGAAAGACGGAAAAGGAAGAGGGGAGGUAGUUUGAGUGAUGGAGAAAAGUGAAGGAGGGGUUUUUUUUGGUACAAAGGGUGGAAAAAAAGGUGGGGGGGGGGGGCCGGGGGGGGGGGGCGCCCCCGUUUAAAUGUUUUUGGCCCCCCCGCGGGGGGGGGGGGGGGGGAGUGGGUAUUUCUGUCACCGUUAGUCCAACUUUUAUAACUUUCAUCUAUAGGUCCUUUGAUUUUGGUUUGAUUCACUCUUCCUUUUUCCUUCGGAAACAUGAGACUGUGUUUUUUUUUUGUCACAUCCCUUUGGAUCAUCCAAUCAGUCUUCUAUCUAGCCCGGAUUUUCUCGAAUGGUGGUUAACUUUUAAGCUUAGUUUUAGGCGAAACUUUGAACAACCUUACUCUCCUAGAAUCGUAAAAUAUUAUUAGUGAACUUUUACUAAGAGACCCAAAAUGACAGUCUAGAAGAGAGGACAUUCGCAGGUAAUUUUAUAACUAUUAAUUAAUCCUAGUCGUCUUUCGAGAAACUAGCUCCGGUUAGAGAGGAUCUUAUUGGGGUUAGCUGUUAGCCGUCAAACAGCCUAAAAUUUAACUGUCAAGAGGGUUAUACCGUCAACAGUCAAAAAUACAGAUGAAUAUUAACCAUCAAAAAUUAAGUUUCAAGGUAUUUGAAAUCUCACCAUUUCAUCGAUAUCUCAGCUGAUCCUCAAGGGAUUCUGGCUCCUGAAGAAUCUCUAAAGUGGAAAAAAAAUACUCUUUCUAGACAUUACAAGACCUCACAACUUGCUUAUAUCUAAAAACGUUUCAAGUGAAAGACUAAGAAGACCUCCAAAACUCAACAGCUAACAUCAAUUUUUCUACAGAAAUUAAUAUUUGCCUUAACCAUUGGACUAAAUGUCCACUCAACGGUCAAAAGCUCUAAACUUUAACCGUCAAUCGUCAAAACUGGCAAACAUUUUCAAUCAACUGUCAAAGCUACCACCCCAUUGAGACCCUCAAAUAUGGCCAGCGGGACCAGCUUUAGACCGUCUUUCCCAGCAGAAUUUCCACAGAAAAAAUGCUUUCAAAACCAAACGAAUACAUCUGCUUAUGUCGCGCAGUUAAGUGUAAAAAUAUACCUCGGAGGUGCACGAUCAGGGUUUUGAGAUCUCUGGCCUCUUACCUGAGGUUCGUCAGGUUCUGUGCAGACACACUUCCAGCAUUUAUUUUGGAUAAUAAUUGAAAUCGAGUGGACUCAUUUCAGUGUUAACAAGUUGAGAAUGAUUACACGAUUUGAUUACCUUGAACAGGUGAAGCAGUGGAAUAGAAGGGCUCGUACAUAUUAUAACUAAAAAAGGUAAAUAUAUAUGUUUGUACUUUUAGUUCCACCUGAUGAAGAAGUCAAAGUUAGGCAUAUCCUUGUAGGGACGUUUUUACGUGAGGAAGGGAAGAACACGUUCACAGUCAACUUCACGUGGACAGGACCAUUAUUCAACUUCACGCUUCGUGCCUAUGAAUUUACGUACGAGUUGACGGGCUACAGCGCCGAGACCAUAUUUCACGGAGAGGUGGUAUGUAAUAGAAAAUUUAGCAUAUUUUUCUGUAAUAGUCAAGUAUUUGAAAUGAUUAUAAAAAAAAGACUUUGUUCAGUCCGAAUGCACCUCAGCAAAAAGGAUGGAUAGAAGCGUCAUAUGUGAUGAUUCAAAUUUAAAGCAAAUCUUUUUCUUCUUUUAUCCUUGUCUUUUCUUCUUCUUUACCCGUUAUACGUUCCUCAUACUUAAAUUAAAAAAACUCCUCUAGAAAAGUGGGGGGGGGGGGGGGGGGCGCUAAAGCUUCCCCCAGCCCCCCCGGCCCCGUCGUCCCCGUUAUUACAAAGAUAAAUUAGCCGGCUGUUAGAAACAUGACAUGUAAAAGAAUGUGCGAGAAUUAACAUUUGCGAAACAGAACUAGAUAAGUUUAAGAAUUCAUUUCCUAAAGAAAACGUCAGGAAUCCUUGAAGCCAGCUGCUUUUCUCAUAUCAAAUCUGAUUCUCUCCGUCUUUUACAGACGCAACCAACAUUCCAAAUGUUCGGAGUGAGGCCAAGGGAAUUUGUUACGCUAAAAGUAAGUACUUAUUAAAUGUUUAAUUGUUGAUGAUAACGAUUACUAUAUAUUAUGUAACAUCUCAAAACAAAAUAAGAAUAACUUCGUGUUAUGUUGUAGGUGACGCCCUUGUUUGAUAACGUAAAAAUUCAGAAGAUUGAAAGCCAAGUUACGAAAACGGCACCAGGUUAGAUUAUUACCUCCUAGAUUACUUAAUUAUCAACAAAUAAUUAUUCAGCAUCGCAAGGUAUAGCAAUACAAACAGCUUAAAAUAACAUAAAAUGGCUCAUGAUAAAAAGAACUUUAACGGGCAAAUAACAAACGCAAAUAUAUUUUCGAGCUUUUUGAGACCAAAGAGCCAUAAAUGAUAAAUUAAUAUAAAACCUAGAAAUAGCUGAAUGCUCGUCCCAGAUAUCGGUAGUAGGAAAAGAAAAUGGAUUAAGAUACCGUGAUAUUUAUUUUUUAAGGCUAUUUUAUGAUUUGAACUGAUUGUGAAGCAAGAAUAUUAGAGCGUUAGUCGAUUGCCCGAGGAUACCCUCUGAAUAAUUAUUAUAAGGCACGUGACGUAUGUUGCAAUAACCAUGUGAGACCAUUUCCAAUCUAAUAACGAACGGGUUGAGAGUUUCAAGAGGACCCUCAGUGAAAUGUUACGUCGGAAGAUCCAGAAGGACCUAACAGAUUUGGAUCUACAGCUUCCAGCUUGCAUGAUGGCCUAUCGAGGUGGUGUUCAUGAGCCAGCAGUGGUUUCUCCUAACCUCUUAUACUGGGUAGAAAAUUAGAAGUUCCCCUGGAUGUCGUAACUGAGAGAUCUCCUGAUGCGUUACCACUCAAGGCGGACUAUGCUAUUGCUGUUCAAGAAAGAAUGGCUAGUGCAUAUGAUUUGGCCAGACGUCAUUUGAACAAGGUUGCUGUACGACAGAAGCGGAACAACGAUAAGCAGCUUACUGAUAGACCGUCAUUGUUGGUGAUUCUGUUUGGCUACAUAACGUUCGGAGGAAGAAGGGGAGAAACACCAAGCUUGACUAUCCUUGGGAAGGACCCUGUCUGGAAACAUCAUUGCUGUCGGAUGUGGUAGGUGCCUCUUAUCCAGAAGAACCGAAAGACCAAGCCCAAGGUUGUUUUUUCAAACAGAUUAAAGCCUUAACAAAAACCCCCACUGGAGAGAUGGAAUACAAAGAGGCGGACGCAGUUAACGAGCCCGAGAGAAGAGGGGAGAGGGACAUCAGAUGAAGACUCUUCAGUUUUUGUCAAGGUGAACAGUCAGUGCUGGUUAACGAGAGAGAGGGAGUUGAGCUUCACGGAACAGAAUCUACGGAAGGAGACAAUUAAGGAUGAUCAGUGUUUCCCCGAGACCUCAGAAUGCUGAUUGCAUUGGGGAUUAUAACAGUAACAAGCCCAACGAUGUGAGAGAAUCCGAAAUUCAUAUGGAAAUGUCAACUUCUGUUGCGGAUGGCCAUAACCAGGAGGAUGUCGGCCGUCAAACAGUUGAGUCGACUGCAAAAGUCUUACCUUCCUGUGCCUUGGAAGGAUUCCAGCGUUCUUAGGAGAUCUCCAAAGCAGCAAGGGCCACCAAGUCUUUACGGAACUUGGGUGACUGACUAACCUGAAAUCUUCAAGGCCUGAUACGCGUUAUAGGACAGCCUAGACAACUAGAUAUAAGUACCAGUUAAUACCAUUGAUUUCCUAAGACCUGUGGACAUUCGGCAUACUAAUGAACAGUCGUUAGAAAAUCUUAGUCUGUUGAGUUACACUGUUGCUUUCAGAUUAGUCGGAAGUGAUCUGCAAGGAGGGCCAGCACUGGCACAGUACCCAAAUAAGGGGGAGCAGUGUAGCGUUAGGCGACUGCCCGCAGGUCCCUUUAAGUAACUAUUGUUAGUCACGUGACGUAUUGUGCAAUAACCACGCGAGGCCGAAGUUGUCAAGAUUGUGUAACCUGUAAUGAUGAUUAAAAUGUGUUUUGCUAACACUGUGUUUUACCUUGGAUUCUGGGACUACAAAAUACACAGAAACCUCUGUUAAGCGGACACCCUCGGAACCUUCCCAAGUGUCCGCUUAAUAGAGGGUGCCCUCUCAAUAGAGGUUUGUAAAAAUUGCGUAAUGUUUGUUAACAAUUAACAUUCAACGGUUACUCUGUACUGUGAUAAAGUUACAUGUCGUUAAAAUUUAGUCAAAGAAAGAUUUGAUUGUGAAUAUUUGUGAUGUACUUUGUGCAAACGUUUUAGGUGAACUUUGAUCAUAAGGUCGGAUAUCGGUCUAGUCUUCAGUUUAUUGACAGCUACAUGUAUUAAUUUAUCUUUAUUAAUCGACUACAGUACGUAUUUUAAGGACGUAAUCCAGUACUGCUAUUGUCAAUUCAGUCCGGUGUCUGCUUAAUAGAGGUUUUUAACUAUAGAAAUUAGCCAAACUAGCCAAAUUAGCCAAAAAUUCAUUUUAGUGUCCGCAUCCGGAAUUAAUAGAGGUGCCUGCUGAAUAGGGAUUCGUUACUAGGGAAAUAAAAGACGUUAAUUUCGGGACCCAGCUUUUGUGUCCGCUUAAUAGAGAUUGUCUGGGGUCCACUUAAUAGAGGUUUCACUAUUAUAUAAAGUAUCAAUUAUUGAAAUAACACCGAAUGGAUAUUUUUAUAAGGAUUUUUCAUAUAUCUCAUUUUCUCUUUUUUGUUUCAGAGCCUGAUCCAACUACUUUAAAAGUUCGAAACCUGUCCGAAGCAAUUCUCAUCACGAGCAAACCAGACCAGUACAUCUAUUUAGUCUCAUGGGAGAUGCCCCUCUUCAACGAAAGCAAAGUGAACGAAUACGUUAUAACCUGUAGUCUCUCCGGUAACCCAGACAGGGCAAAAAGAUGGCAGACAAUAACGGUAGUCCAUAUAGAAUUUGUCAUUUUAAAAUUCUUUUUGUCAUUUUUUCCGAUAAAGUUUUUUAAAAACGUUGCGUAAUUGUGUUUUUCUUCUAGCAAUGUUUUUUUUUUAUGUUCAUUCUUGAGUCAUCUCCUUACCAAGCCAAUACGUUGCCGUUCGAUCCAUUUUUUUAACUCGCAUCGAAUAAAAACCCACAAUGAUUUGGUAAUUUUCAUUCGUAAUACUUUUCCCUUACGGUGAAAACCUCCAAUGUAAAACUCUUACCAUGUCGCAAUGUUUAUUUCACCAGGAGGGUAAUAAUAUCACAGUUUCUGACUUAAUACCUGGAGACAGAGUGGAAGUUGAGGUAAUUUAUACAGCCACUGGUCCAUACGGGCUUAAACUACGUAAAUAAAAGUGUUCUCACUGUGCCUUUUUUUGUUUUCGAGAGUCCUUACUUAAUUAUAGGAUAGGCGAAAUCACAAGGAAUCAUUAGCCAAAUUGUUUUUUUAACACAUCAAAAAAUUAUUAAAAUAAAAAUUAUCCACAGACGCCAUAAGAGAUUCUUCACAUCAUACGGAAAUAUUUCUAAUUCUUAACAUCCUUAUCACCUCGUACACUUUUUUCAAAACAAUGGCCUGUUUCUUGGCGCAGUUUCAGUUUGCGACUUCCAACUUUAUUAUUUGAAAUUAUAAAUAAAUUAAAAAAAGACCUUUAGGACUGUUUUGCAAUUAGCAAGGCUAGUCGAAGCAGGCCAGGCCAAACGUUUUUUUUUUUCUUGCAUAAAAUUCCGCAAAAAGUAGUUAAUAUCCAGCGGGCAUUUUAUUCCUUGGGUUUUUGGCUAUCCGUGACCGAAUUACUUCUUCAAAGGAGUCCACUAAUCAAAACAAAACUUGUACAUUAUCAUACCCAAAUAAGGAUAUUGACACACACAAUUAAAAAUAGACAAUGACAUCAUACCCACAUAAGGAUAUUCAAAGUAGACAGACUGCAAAUUAUAGUAGUUGCUAAAAAAUAUAUCUACGUGUCCCAACUGUUCAUUAGUAGGAUGCCUAAAAUGCUUGCAAUUCCGCAAUAUGACACACGUAGUAAAAAUGAACUAAGACACCAUCUGUUCAAAAAUAACUCUAAACCUAUCCAACCGGUUAAACCAACUAAAAAUAGCAUAUGACUUAUCUUUAUGAGAUUACUGCGCAUUUUAUUCAUGAGAUAAAGGCAAAAGGCUAUGACGUUAUCGGCGUUAAUGUAAUCCACCGCAAAUAAAUGAGAUUCCAACGCAAAAAAGGGGAUUAAUCGGUGCCUACCCCACUAUUGGCCGCCGCGCCUGGAAACGAGGUUGAUCGAUGGUCAACAGCUAAUGCAGCCUCGUUUCCAAUCAAAUAUACCAUUGUUUAACUCUGAUUCCGAUUAAACGCUAAUCGAAUCGAUGGCAAAUUGCUCUCCAUUUCCAAAUUUGGGCAGCGCCGGUUGCUUGUGAAAAAUUAGCCGGGGGAUUGGAGCCACUCAGGAAAGUCGAAAACUUUUGAAUGAAUAAUAAUUAAAUUAAAGGUGUACGUCUCUCUUAUUUCAGUUGCAUUAUAUUAGAAUAGGUUUUCUCAUAAUUAGAGAGCUUAAGCUGCGGACGUUCUUGAGGUCACCGACGUCAGUAAGGUUGCACCCGGUCUGGGUCGAGUACAGCGUUUGUGGCGCGAAAAGCGAAGAUUAAGCAAUGAAAGGUUUUUGGUGUAACGCGAGUCAAGGACGUUUUGUUUGUGUUUACUUCUGUUAUUUGAAAUAUCUGCAAUCGUACAUUUCAGAUUCAGAAAGAUCUUUGUCGCUGAAGGGGACUCGUACAUUUUUUUUACCCCAUUCUCAUAUGAAUUAACAGUUCAUCUUUCACAUAUAUUCUGCUUAAGCUCUCUAUUACAUAUUAAUAAUGAUCGUGAUCGAUGGUGAUAGUAUUAAUGAUAAUGAUGAUGAUAACGAUGAUGAUGAUGAUGACGAUGAUGAUGAUGAUGAUGAUGAUGAUGAUGAUGAUGAUGAUAAACAUGUCGCUGUACGUCUUCACUUGUUAUUUGUGAACUGGUGAUAGGAGAGAGUUAUGAAUGACAUUAUAUUUUAAUCCAUACAAAGAAAUGAAAAAUAAUAAAACUUUGUUUAUUUGUCCAAAGGUAAUCGCUGACUUUAUCGCUAGCGUUUUAACAGGAAAGUCCGAAAAAAUAUUCAUCGAGCCCCCAAGUGAGUAUUCCGCAGCUUAUUUUGCUUUUUUCUAUUUAUCCUUCUUCUUCGUGAAAACAGUGUAGGCUGCAUGAGGCUGGCUCCUUUGCUAUCUCAGAUAGUGCUUCGAGUUUUCUUUUCCAUCCGAGUACCUUUUCCCGACAAUAUUGAUCUCUGAACUCUUGAGAUUCGAUGACGUCCCCUAAGUGGCGCUGACCUUCAGUUGUAAGAUUGACCUCAUCUCCAACACCCUCUUUGCCUCAUCUGCAAGUAUGUCCGACUUGACAAUCAGUCAGCUCUUGUAUCCAUUUACUAGAUGACCAUACUUCUGUCCUUCCUGAUUCAGGUGAUUGUACCAGUUAUACAACGGUACCAAUUGUCCACCUUCCGCACUUUCCCUUAAGCUCUGGAUCAUGAUAGAUGUAUUGACCGAGUACCAGGGCAUGGCCAAGGGAUCACUUGCGUCGUACCCUCCUGUGAUAAUAUCUCACCUCUGCCGCAAAUAAAGAGCCUCAACGGGCUUCUGAAUUUGUUAUUUAUGUAAAGUGACAUUUCCCUGCAGGUUAUCUGGAUUUUUCGUGGGGCGACGGAUCUGUUCAUUUGGUUAAAGGCGUUGCCUGCAUCUAUCAGUAAAAUACUAUCUGUUCCUUCCUCUACAAAAACUUGACUCAUAGCAUGUAUCGCGGCCUCUGAGCCUGCGCUACGGCCUGCGCAAACCUGAAGGGGGCCGCUGACUCUAUGAUCUCCUCCUUCAAAAAUCCAGCAAUACCUUUUCCAACUUUUCGCCUCAGGACCUCACCAACACCAUUAUUAUUAUUGUUAUUUCUAUUAUUAUUAUUAUUAUUUCUAUUAUCAUUUUUAUUAUUAUUAUUAUUAUUAUUAUUAUUAUUAUCAUUAUGAAGUUUGUAACGCCGAUUGUAACACCAUCUUUCGCGACGAAAAAAAAUGUCCUCUCUUUAACUAUUCUUUCCAGAACCGAGCAUAGAGAAGUUAAAGGUACAAAAGCUUCGUUGUGGGCCGUUUGUGGAAAAUAUAGGCACAAACACAUUCAGCGUCACAUUCACCUGGGAAAAACCGUCCUUCGACCGCAGUAACGUUCACUCCUAUGAUGUUUCUUACGAAUUCCAAGGUAGCUACGUACGGGAGCAGCUGAAUUGUUCACCUUUGGUGAGAACUGCAUUAGGAUGCUCAAACAAUAGAAUGGUGCGUUAAGUAACUAAAUCGUGGACAAACGGUUUAACAUCAGCUUAAAAGCUGGACGAAGAAAUGGAUUUGCACAAUUCUUCUCUCGGCAAAUAUUAGACGCAAAAAUAUAGAAACUGAGGAGUAAAUCUGGGGUAAACACGGUAAUGGUCACAUUUGCCGUCAUAUUUACAACGCACCUGUGAUUUUUGGUAUGCAAGUGUGGCCAAUACCGUCUUUUCCCCAGAUUUAUCCCUCAGUUGUUACAAUUUUGCUACAUGUUAGCCGAGAGCAAAUUUGUGCAAAUCCAUUUUUUCGUCCAGUGAAAAUUCAAUUGGAGUUGGAAAUUUGUUUGAAUGUUAAGAUUGAACGAAACUCAAGUCUGUAGAUGACAAUUUCCCUCCCCCCAAAAAAUUGUCUUACAACCGAGAUAAUUUAUCGCCUUUAAAGCAGUGCCAUUUUGACUAUGUCAGGAGUGCAAUCAGUAACAAAACAGUGAGAAAAGGGGACGAGUGUGCUUACGAAGGCUCGUAAGGUGGUGUUGUUGGAGCUAGUCAGGGUGGCGCAAACAAUUAAAUUAAACAACAGAUGUUCCAAUGUACUAAUUGAUUGCACAUUAAUUAAUUGAUUUCAGUUUCUAAUAAAAUUAAAGUUAACACGUUUUACCAUCUUUACAGAACAGGACGACAUUUAAGAUAACAGGCGUAUUUCCUGGAGAAGAAAUCAGCUUAAAGGCAAGAGAAAUUCUGAAUAUUACAGGAUUUUGAAUUUUGAAUAUUGGAUACCGAUUUAAGAAACGCUUACUUUAGACUCGUUUUACAAGUAUUGUUUACGAGUGAAAUAUAGGUUUUUUUAGUUAUUAGUAUAGGUAAAUUAGCAUGAUUUGUAGUGAUAUUUGGCAUAAAUACCAAGAGUGGUAUUUAGAAAUUGUUAUACGUAAUUUCACGAGCCGUUAGGCAAGUGAAAUUUGAGACAAUUUUGAAAUAUCACGAGUGGUAUUUAUGCCAAAUAUCAUGUACAAAUCAUGACAUUAAUUGUUUAUACUACUAACCGAAAAGGUUUUGUAAUUUUAGCAUGUAGGUAUUUCAAAGUAAGCUGAAAUAACACUUCCCUAAGCCAAUCAAAUUGCAGAAAUUUCUCAUGUAGUAGUAUAUAAUCACUGAAAUAUAGCUGUUGGUAUUUAAGGGAAAUAUUACAUCUGUCAAAACAUACCAUCACUAGCUGAAGUUACUACCCGGAGAACUUUCUGAUUUAAUAGUGAAAUUUGUUAUUUCCAAGUAGCAUGUCCUAAUCAUUAAUUUACUUAAACCCCAACAGGUUAAACCUCUCUUCAACAACGAUUAUAUCAUAGGACAAGAAAAAGAAAUCAGAGAAACUGCUCCAGGUACAUGCUAAGUGUUAACCUUUUGACAUGCUGGCUUUGCAAUUUCAUUCAGGCGCAGAUCUAGGAUAAAUACUGACCGACUUCCUAUUAACCAGCGCCGAAGCUUCUAGGGCGGUCCGGGGGCAUGCUCCCCCGGUAAAUUUUUUGGAUUUUAACUCUCUCAAGUCCCUUUUCUUUGGAUUCUGAGUCAUUCAGACAGGAUAUUGGCCAGUUACAUUCCUCUCGGAUGAAGCAUUUGUCCAUUCAAUUUUUUAUAUUUCAGCUUGGAAAGUUUUUUUUUAUUAAAAAUAUAUUUAUUAUGAAAAAUCUGACCGAUUUCCGUAAAACGGUGGAAACCAGGGUGGAUCCGCACCUGUCAUCAUUACAUUUUUUCAUCUGUUUAUGGCUUCCCUGCAAGGUACCUCUAACGCCUCACAAUCAGGAUUACAAAUUAUGAAUUAGUGUUUUUAGCAUUACACUUCCAAUUUAUGUGUGUUCUCACAGUUUGGGCAUAUCUGAACAACAAAAAAAGAUUUUCCCUUUAUUAUCUAUCUAGGGACGUUUCAAUGAAAAAAUAUUUAUGUGCGACUGAAAAUACUUGCAGAUAUUUUCAAUAUUCUCCUGAGGUGAUUCGUAAUUCCAUACUUUGUUGAUUCCAAUUUCUUUGUAGUGAAUGCAGAUUACUUCGUUUACUGGUCUUUAUUUGAUGAAGGGUUGUCUACUAUCGCAACAUCUAUAAGUCAUGAGCCUUUAGCAGUUCAUUGUUUGAUUUACAUUAAUUGUUGCGUCACCCUUUCAUGAAGAGAGUAAAUUCUUAGUUUCCUUUCUUAUACCCUUUUUCACUAGAACCCAAUGAGGAGCUUGUAAAAGUGAUUGGAUUGAAGCAUGGUGUCCAGAUUGCUGGUCCUAACAAUACGUUUAGCACAACAGUUCGGUGGGAGAAGCCAUUAUUCAAACACAGUGGAGUGAAGCACUACGUAUACAAGGUUUUGCCUCUAUCCGACCAAGCAAGGCGAAACAGAGACAACAAUGCUGGUUUUCAAACUGUAAGUUGAUAAGAAUGUCCGGAAUGGAGUUUCACAAGGCCAAGUAGCAGCAUUCCUAGCUGUUUCAUGCUACAGAAACAUAGCUAAGCUCUGGUCCGUGUGGUUCUCUUCAUCAGUGCUCGCAUUUGCCUCAAGCUUACCUUGUUUUAUAGUUAUUCGUAAUGAAUUUGUCUGGGUGUCACGUGUUGAAAUAUUAUGCAUUGUCACCGCCGCUCGUCCUAUCCAUUUCAGCGUCUCUCUGUUUUUUGUUUUUUGUUUUUUAAUGUUUUUAUAGUCUGAUACAAAUGCUACAAUCAGUGGGAUCAACCGGGAUAUUUCUGUGGAGGUUCAGGUAAAUAUUUUGGUCAGAACCAGAUCAUAAGUGUUUGUCGUCCAAUAAAGAAAAUUUGGGGUUGUUGCACAGAUAAAGCCAAGAGCGUAACUGUCUUUCACCGAAGAAAACCUGCCGAUGUCAAAGCUGGAAAGACCCUCUCGCCUUACCAAAACAUACACUGACUAGAAUACUUGUGCCAGCAAUAUACUGAUGGUUCACAUGUAUAUGCUAUUUCAUCUUGCAGUUUUGGACAAAGUGUUCUCAUUGGAUAAUUUCUCUCAAUAUUCUUUUAGGUUACGCCUGUCUUCCAGGUUCCAGUGGUCAGUGGUAUAAAUGACCAGAUUGACAUUUCAUGGAAAGAUCCUGAUGUCCAAAACGGUAUAUUACUUGUCAGUCCAAUAGCUACCUAACCUUCGCUGCAAUCAGCAUCGACAGAAAAAUUCGUUUCCUCGGUUAACGUUUUGAAGUUUAUAUUAUAAAGAGGAUGGACAGGGCCGCGGAGAAGUGGAAGAGGGGGAGGGGGGGGGGGGGGGGAAAAUUUUUUCCCCGCUUGUUAGGUAAGCCCUUUUUUUUAGUUUAUGUGUUUAAAAAUGGUUGAAAAUUUUUUUUUUCAAAAAAAGGUUUUUUCCAUUUUACUCACGCCCAGGGGGGGGGGUUUGUCACAGGCCCUAUAAAAAAAAUCAUGACAUCAUAAACGGUAUGUUUCCUCGCGCUCACAAUCCCCCCCUACGCUUGCACGAAACAGCAACACAAAAAAAAUUGGUUGUUGGGUGUUAGAGUUGUUGGAUAAAAAUAGAGAGGGGGGGGGGGGGGGGGAGGGGGGGGGGGGGGGGGGGGGGGGGGGGGGGGGGGAGACAAUAUUCUCCACGCUUGUUACGUAAUCCCUUGAUUUUAGUUUAUGUCGUUUAUAAUGACUGACAAUGUUCUUUUUCAAAUAAAGGUUCUUUCCAGUUUACUCCAGCUCAGGUGGGCGGGCUUGUCACAGGCGCUAUACUUGGUGCCCUGAUUGCUGUAAGCUUGGUGAUUUGGUGUAACAGGCAAAUAAGGAUACGAAUGGAAAAGAAGGGUCUUGUAUCAGGGUAAGGAAUCUCACAAAUAAACACAAAGAAAUGUUUAUAGCAAGAUUUUGAUGCCUUGCACCGAGAUGUCCGCUAAAGAAAUAUCAAUAAUACUUUGAUUACACUUAUGAUUGAAAAUGAAUACAACUUCAUGACCACCAUACAACCAGGAUAAGUAGUUGUAAUGAUAAAUAAAAUAACAAAUAGUAUGAAUAAAAUAGAAGAUUGCGCCAGCUAUCUUUUUAGCGAUUCCAUGAAUAUAACUUCUGUCGUACGACCUCCUGAAAGUUAAGAUAAAAAUGGAGCCUGCUUGGUCGCGUUAUUAGGCGGCGAAGUUAAGGCCGGAUGGCUGGCCUUGUCUCCGACAUUCUACACCAAUCUGCAUUAGAGAACGAAAAUGCACUAAAAAGGAAUUGGCAUUAAAACAUGGGAUAAAUCAGCUAAAUGGAAGACAGUUUAACUAAUAAGCCACUCCAGCAAGCUCCAGUCACCCUAAGGUUUUACAGUCCAAGAAAAUCCUAUUGCAGCUUUUUAUGGUAAUGUUAAAACAUUGCAUUGACGUACUACAUUCCUGGUGUCUGAGCGUUACACGGAAAAUCGUUGACUUUCACUGUCACACCAGCGUCAGUAGGAAAAUAAAAGUCAAAUACCUAUAGCAUUACAUGUGAAAUCAAGUUAGUAAUCUAAUUAUUCUUUAUUGUGCCAGAAAAAAUGCGUUAAUAAUUGAUCAUUGGGAAGUGGAUGGUGACCUGGUGUCUCUUGAGGAGGAGCUCGGAAAGGGUGCUUUUGGUAAGGUGUAUAAAGGAACCAUAAAGCAAGUAACUACAGUUUCACGUAGGCUUUCAGUGAUGCCUCCAGUGAGCCCUCUUUGGAAAUCUGCAACCAAGCAAGCUGUGCCAUUUACUGUGGCAGUGAAAAUGCUUCACGGUAAAUUUUGGGUCAUCAUUCCGUAUUUUUUCUACAGCCUGCACCUCAGACGAAACUAAACUAUGGGUAAGUCCGGCUGCGAAACAAGGCCAAAAUCUUUGAUCUGGGCCCUCACCUGUGUUCCAGGAUUUGAGUCUGUUGGGGGCACAGAACAAGGAUCUCGGCGUUCCCUUGCAGACGUUCCUAACCGAGGUUAAAUUACGUCUGCGGCGCAGGCUAAUCUUCUCCUGUAAUCUCUAGUUUUUAAUUUUUCGUUUUGACAUCGAUGCGUUAACGUUAAUAUUUGAGUACCACAGUUUUCAUUGAAACCAACCCCUAUAUUUUUAUGUGGCUAUUGCAGGCUGCGAACAGAUUUAAGAUUCGACUCAGGGUACAAUUAUUUUGGAGAUUGUACUUUGAGAUAGGUUAGAAGAGAAUUUUUGUAACUGUUUCCGAUUGUUGUUAUCGACAGGUAUGGCAGAUAGUGAUCAAAGAAGAGAGUUUCUGGAAGAAAUUCAAUUGAUGAAAGCCGUGGGUUCGCACAAGAAUAUUGUUAAUAUGGUCGGUUGUUGCACUGUGGAGGAACCCAUGUUCUUGUUAGUUGAAUAUGUCCCUUAUGGUGAUCUACUACAUUACCUCAGAAAGCGUCGAGGAAAGGUACACACAAUAAACGAAUCUUGUCAAAGCAACUUCCUUUGGGAAUGAAUAAUCAACGCCAAACUGUUUAUUAUGAACCUUUAAAAGAACUGCCUGCACUUUUUUAAAAGGUUUAUCUUUAUUGUCUUGCCAAAGACAUUAAUAUUUACCACAGACUCCGACUGUCGUUAGAUUCCUUAAUCAGGUUCUUCUUUGACCGUAGUAUUUGCUACAAUCAGCAUAGGGGAAUUUAGAGGCCUCUCCCUUCUUGAUAACUCGUUUGGUCGAACACCUUAAAACAGAGUUUCUUGUGUGCUUUACCCGCUUGUCACUCCUUCACAUGUCAACCAUUUCAUCCCCUUAAUAUUAAUUUAAAACCAUAUUACAGAUACAUUCAAAAACUAUAUAGUUACUAGAUUUUUUACAAAGAAACUGGUCAAUUGGAUUAGUUAUUCUGUAUGUAUCGCUAAAUGAAUACCAACAAAAUAUAAUUGUAUCUUCCCCUUUACAUGAGAACUGGGAUGAACUUUUUGCUUCUUUUUCAGGUAAAAGAGUACCUCGGAGACGAGUCAAGAGGUCCAUACCGCUCAACAUAUUGUGAGACAUAUGUACUUGAUGCAAAGCGGGAAGGAAUAUCAAUGCAGGUACAUAGUUGUACGAACUAUUUGUUUCAUGAGUGAGUAAUUAAAAAUAAUUUCGAAGCGCACCACUAGUGCGGUCAUUUUUUUUCCUGGUUAACUGAAAUAGAAUAUUUUAUGCUAGACGUUAUAUAUGUUUGUUCUCCGGUUGGCUUUCUCUUCCUUUCAGUGUUUCAGUUUAAGCGGUUAACCACCAUCUAGGUUAGUUCGGUUGCCAGGAUAAAGCGCCGGUCUGCCACUUGCCCAAGCCUCGGAGGGCCUGCAACAUUUGGGGUCUUAAAAUAAUUAACAAAGAAAGUGCUGCCUUUGUAAUGACAACUUCAAAUGGUUAGACUCUCUAGUACUUCUUGGACAAGGACGAUAAGACGCACAACACUUGCACAUGUAAUACUUUCUUUAGGACUUUAAAGAAUCCAUGCGCUGUUCUUAAAACUAGCUAUAGGGGGCACGACACAGUACGGAAAUCCAUCUCAAAUUCACACUCAAAUUAGUGGCGGGCAUUCCUGAAAACUCGUGACUACUUCAAAACUUAUGAACUGUACCAUAAGCAGCCUUUCUCCAACCAAAGUUGUAAAUUAUACCUGAAAAGUUUUGAGGGGAGUGAAUAAUGACAUAUUCACAAUUUUACAAUUUAAGAAUUUAUUGUGGGUUAUAGGUAAUUUUUUUCUAUUUAAUUUUUAGGCAACUAGGAGCGAUCGUACUUACGUUAAUACCCCCGAAGCUCCAAAGAGUGACGGCGGAAACGUGCAGAUUCUUUCAUUUUCUCAGUCUUCAAAAGCGGGAGAGGAAUUCGGAACUGAAAACAAAGGGAUGGCGAAAGAUGAAGUUCACUCCGACGAAGACGACAAAGAAGAAGAUGGUCUGACACCAGGAGAUUUACUGGCAUUUGCCUGGCAAAUAAGCGAAGGAAUGGUAAGCAUACUACAUGAUUGGAUGUGAACACAUAUAUAAGGCAAAAUUUAAACUUUUUUAGCCUUCUCGGUUGAGUUUGUUUUGAUUCUGACAAAAAUUGGUGCGGAAGUUGCUUAAUUCUGUUAGAGAAAACAUAUAUAUAUGGAGUAAGUACAGGCGACUCCCGAUAACUCGAACCUUCAAGGGAAAUCGAAAAAAGUUCGAAUUAUCGGGAGUUCGAGUUAUCGGGAGUUUGAGGCAAAUAACCGGCAGUAAGGAAAUAAGCAAAUAGAUGGGGAGGGAAUGCAAUUAAGCAAUAAAGCCUUGUACAGGGAUGGACACUGAAUUUGAACUGGAGUGGCAAAAAGUCAAAGCAAAGAAUUGACAUGGUUGCUUUGAAAUAAAUUCAGUGUCUUGGACCCCAGUACACGGUUUUUUUCUCGGCUUGUCACGCGCUUAUAACGUGGUUCGGGUUAUCGAGAGUAGAAUUGUAUAGAAAUGAUCUGAAGGGAAACAAAAGUUACUUCGAGUUAGCAGGAGGUUCGAGUUAACGAGGGGUCGAGUUACGGAGGGUAAAAUUACAGUUAUGUGAGAAGGAAAUCUAGGGGAAAUCGACUUUGGUUCGAGUUAGCGUGAGGUCCGAGUUAGUGAGGGUUCGAGUUAUUGGGAGUCAAUUGUAUUCGAUUACAUGAUACAGCAAGAAAAUAUCAUAGGGAAACGGGUCACAACGGACGAAUUCAUCCUGCCUUGCUCUGUCUUGGCGACGAAAAGUUCAUCCCGGUACCAUAUCUCUCGCAAGUGUCAUGUAAACGAAGAUCGACCACUCGUUUUAAAAUCUGUCUCCCAGUCGAAUGGAACGGUGGUGGCAUACGUAGUUUUCGUCGUUCUAAGAUGGCGUCAACAUGUUGGGCAAUUUAGAGAAAAAGAAAUCACAUGGAUGCGAGUAACCUCAAGUAAAAAAAUAGGGGUCUCAAACAUAAGUAGGAUUCAAAAUAGAGAUAUAAUCCCGGCAAUUCUUGGUAAGUUUAAAGUGAAAAGCAUUAUGGGAUGAAACAUAAUGUAACAAAUUUCAACAGGAAUAUUUGGCGAGAAAAGGCUUUGUACAUCGCGACUUAGCAGCCCGCAAUGUUCUCGUUGGAGAAAAUAAAGUUGCAAAAGUAGCAGAUUUUGGUUUGACUCGACACGUGUAUGAAGAGAAAGUUUAUCAUGCUACAAGAAGCAGGAAACUUCCCUUGAAAUGGAUGUCUAUUGAAGCCAUUUUUGAUCAGACAUUCACCUCACAGAGCGAUGUGUAAGUAUUUUCUAUACUCAAACGUCAAAUUAAGAAUAAAUUUAUGUUUAAACUACUAUCAAGACAACCAUAUAAAUACUGAUGUAAGCUAAGAUCGAUGGCUUAUUUUGUUAAUGACUGACCACUGACUGUUCCUCUCCAACCCGCGAUCUGAGACGGUCCUAAUCUUCCCCUUUGUUUGGAAGACGAGGGGAAAAGGACGCCUAAUCCAUUUACUUUUCUCGUCGUCUGCCUGUAGUCAAGAAUCUGGACUUUUGUCUGAUUGAUCGAAAAAAAAAAGAUCCUUCGGAGCCCUGCACUGAUUGGUUAGAAGCAACAUUUCUGACUUCCAGAGCAAUCAAAUAGUUUUUGUCACCUUCGGAUCUCUUCAUGACAGAAACCACGAAAUGAUCGAGGAAUUUAUUUACAACAAUAAUUACUGUUCACCCACACUUUUCCAAACUGAUGAAUGAAAGAACAUGAAAGAUUUGUUGCGGCAGACCACUUCCAGUAAAAUACAGAAUUCUAUUGUUGCACUAUUUUUUUAAAUGAAUUAUUAAUUUGCUAGACGGUUUGAAUAGGAACCAAACGGCAACGAGAAGGUAAGAUUCGCAAUAACAGCAGUACUAAAUUGGUCUUUAAAAUCUGUGAUGUUUUCGCCAGCGACUACUGUAUCAACAUAGCAUUAACCCCUUGCCUGAAAAGUGUAUAACCACAUUUCUAAAAUAGCCGCCUUCGUUGCAGUCGCUUGAAUUUCAGGUAAAUUCUGACACGAUAACGCAAAUGUUGACAGAUGCGUUAAUUAGGAGGCGGCUGGCGACUCGCAAGGUUAACGUAUCAGGCGUUUUUCCCCCCUUUCCCCGACAAAAAAAAAAAAAAAAAAAACGCCUCCCUUUAAAACUCUCCCCAUGUAAAGUGAUCUGGGUACCGUAGUCCGGUUAAGUUUUGCUUCUGAAAUCUGGAAUCGGGAAGUUUUCGCUUGUGCAAUCUGGAAUCCAGGGCUCUGGAGUACGGAAUCUACAGCUUAAGGAAUCCAGGAAAAUUCCGCUAACGAUUGGAAUCCGAAGCCCAAGUUCCAUGAGAAUCCAGUACCAGUACCUAGAAUCCGAAAUCUACGGUGUUGAAUCCAGAAUCUAUGCAAACGUAUCCAAACUAUCUUGGAUUAAUUUACAUCAGUGGUGACUAACCAAAAAGUGCCAUUCAUUCCACCGAUAUUAAACGAGUACGGUAUACUGAAAUUCUUUUAUUAAUUGCUUUAUGAGAUACGUUGCAAAAAUUAAGAUUUACCAUUCGUCUCAUUAUUGUUCUUUCACUUAUCAGCAAAGAGGCGCGCCCUGUCGUAUGUAACGCUUCACUGGGUAUUUGGACUUAUUGUUUUUGUUGUUAAUUGUUAGGUGGGCCUUUGGUGUUCUCUUAUGGGAGUUGGUCACACUUGGUGAGUUUUCACGCAUAUUUUUCACUCGUUAGUUGUGUUUCCUAAGCACUAACUGAAAUACCAUCGGUUAAGAACUGUUUUUUUAGAGAUACUUGCCGUUGAAUUCUUCACCCACCAAUAUUUGAACUGAAUCUUUCGCUUCCCUGUAGCACCAGUUUCGGUCUGUCCCAUCUUAUCACUACGUCUUUUAAUUUUUUUUCUGGGGAACGUUGAAACUAGUUAUUAAAAGGGUUUCAAACAUUCUCAGAUUAGACAAGUUUCUAUCAUGAUUUGCACAAUUUACAGCUUGCAUGAACUAGUUUCCACACUGCAACAGAGUGGGUUGUAUCUGAAAAUUCUAGAUUAAUUUUUUUCGAAAUAAAUUUCUUGAAUUUCGAUCAGGAGGGGCUUUUAUUAUUAGUUUUUCCCCAAUUUUAUUCUUUUAUUGUAUGUUUUAAAGUUAUUUCAGGACAAAGAUUAAUUCUAAUUCGCUCGUAUUCAGGUGGUACGCCAUAUCCGACAAUAAGCAAUAGGGAACUGCUUCGCCUUUUGAAAACUGGCUAUCGUAUGGAGAAACCAGAUAUCUGCGAUGAUGAAAUGUAAGUUCUAACUCUGUACUUAGAUUAUUCUACGGGUCAUGUUCCAAGUAUUACUCAGGGCUUUUUAAUAACACGCGACUUUUAAAAGCUGUUAACAAUUGUUGCAUUCAACAAUGUUGGAUAAUGUUGCUUAUUAUGCUGGAUCAUUCCGUUUGAAUGGAUUUCAAGGCCGGGCUGAACGCUCAGUUAAUUACAUUCUUUGAUUUCGUUUUAGCUACGAGAUAAUGACGCAUUGUUGGAUGGAAUCACCUGACGACAGACCAAACUUUACGCAGAUAAGAGAGAGACUGGAAGUGAUGAUGCAGAAGGAUAACCCUUACCUGGAUUUUAGCGUAUUAGAUGAAAGCAGGGAAUAUUAUAAUGUACCAUCAUUUAACAGUCUCGUUGAUGAAACCACAGACGACGAGCUUCUUGAUAAAGAAGACGGCGAACUCUUGAGAGAAACAAGCGAUGACUGCAUUGAAGGGGAAAACAUUGACGCAGGCGACUCUGCAAAAAGGAACGAACUUGCCACCAUGGCCAAGGCAUUCAAGAACCUUGACAAAAGGGGUGAUAAUUUUGAUCCUGGGUUUGAACUCAAUGGCAGUAAGUUGGAAGGGAAGGGAUUCAGUGAAUUGAAGGAUAUUAAAGUGGAUUUCGACGCCAUCGAGAGGUCACUAUAUCACCCGGGUAAUAAGGAAAUUGCCCUCUAG